CAGAUGACAACUAUUCGUUGCUGGCAUGGUGCCAUCGCUCAAAAGUCGUAUGGCAUUGAGAAGCGUUACCUUUGCCCACCCCCCAUGGUUCAUGUCUCUGCGGGUGUGAAUGCGAAACAGAUCCGUGCAGAACAGCCCCAUGUGACCAUGUCGGUCAUUCAUGAGAAGGUCACUGGUCCUCAAGGCGAAAACCUGAUGGAGCAAGAUUGCUCACUCGAUGAUAAUCUCAAGUGCUCGUUCCGUAACCUUCAUGUUACAGGUACUGGCUCAGACAGCUCAAAGCUAUUCAAGCUGGGUCUGCAGGUUUACUUGAACAAACACUCAACCAUGCCUACGGCCAUCAUGGACUCCAACCCGAUCCCCAUCAUCUCCAAGCCCUCAAAGAAGACUGCCAAGGCUGGCAAUGCUUCGUGCUUCAUCCUGAACGGCAUGAGUGUCUCAUUGUUGAACCGUAUCAAUGCUCAGACAGUCCGCACAAAAUACAUGGCGGUCGAUAACAAUGCCAUCUGCGCCAAGAUUGGUUCUUGGUCUUCAUUCACGAUCAAAAUGGUCAAGCCCCCACCAGCUCCCUCACCUGUUUUGUAUGGUUCAGAGAUCGUGUUGAUCAAUGAUUUGACAGGCAUUAUGACCGAUCGUUUGAUCAUCCGCAAGGUGGAGAACGGCAAGGUCUCGCGCUCGGGCUCAGGUCCUGUGAGUCAGAUGCAGAAGAUUGUACUUGAGCAUCCUGACCGCGAGGAUGAGAUGAUGAACGAGGAUGAGGCAGAGUUUAACGGCCAGAACAACAGUAUGCCUCGUCGUGUUGCCAGGAGCCAGGACAGUGUUGCCGUUGAUGACUUUGUCUGCUGGACUAUUGCCGGUAUUGGUAUGUAUAUAUAU
Lobosporangium transversale is the source of this 876-nucleotide messenger RNA. Its product is annotated as beta-trefoil DNA-binding domain-containing protein. NCBI's taxonomy places the organism in Eukaryota, Fungi, Mortierellomycota, Mortierellomycetes, Mortierellales, Mortierellaceae. Gene Ontology annotation, cellular component: nucleus. Gene Ontology annotation, biological process: regulation of transcription by RNA polymerase II. Gene Ontology annotation, molecular function: DNA-binding transcription activator activity, RNA polymerase II-specific; RNA polymerase II cis-regulatory region sequence-specific DNA binding. The record is from RefSeq and is a predicted model, not a curated record. The annotation marks the transcript as partial. The transcript has 3 exons.